AUGCUCACCAGAAAAUAAUCAAGAGAAUUAAAGAAUCAAAUCUAAACUCAAUAAUUAUACCUAAAACAUUCCUCUAUUAAUACAAAUCUCUAGGAACAUAUUGUUAUUGAAAUACUAGAAUUAUUAGAUUUAGCAAAUAAAUUUUAAGUAGAAACAUACUUUUAAGAAAUGUUACUAGAUCCUUAGACUAAAAGAAUAGAGGAUUAUAAUAAUUGUUACAAUAAGGAAUUCUUUGACUCUUUAAUAAAUGAUUAAAUAGAUUUGAGUAAUUUUUUACUCAAUCACCAAAUUAGCGAAUGGGUUCGAGGUAUCAUGGUUGAUUGGAUGAUUGAAGUAUUUGCUGCUACAAACUCUAUAAAUGAUAAUUCAUUUUUUAGAGCUGUAAAUUUGAUGGAUGCAUUCCUUAAGAAUACUUAUAAUUACACUGAUUAAGACAUUCAUUUGAUAGGUGUAAGUUGUAUUUUUAUAGCCUCUAAAAUUGAAGAUAUCUAAUCUUUUGGAAUUAAAACAAUAACAAAAAAAUUUUCUCAUAAUAAAUUUUCAUCCUAUUAAAUAAAAGAAUUUGAAUAAUUUAUAUUAGAAACUCUAAAUUAUGAUAUUAAUUUUCCUACAGUUAAUGAUUGUCUAUAAUAUCUCAGUUAUUAAUUGUUUGGUUAAUCCUAAAAGUAUUAAAAUUUUUCUAUAUUAGUAAAUAUGUCUUAAUGAUUCAAGAAACUUCUAAUUAUAUACUAAAAAUGUGUUAUCAUGAUUACUAAUUAACACAAUACAAUUAAAUGCUUUUGGCUGCUAGUAUUUUAGGAUAUACAAUUUAACAUUAUAUAUAAAUACAUAUGUCACAUUUAAUAGAAAAGAUAAAGAUUUAAUUAUUUUAGACAGUAAUAUAUUAAUUUUAUUAAUUUAGUAAAGCAAUCUCUUAAGAAUUGGAUAACUUGAAUUAAUUGAUUAUUUGAAUUGUCUAUAAAAAGUAGAAGAAUUAACAAAAGAUUUUCACAUAAAGUAUCCUUUUUAUAGAAAUCUAUAAAAAUUUAAUUGA
Paramecium pentaurelia is the source of this 1033-nucleotide messenger RNA. The record is from the annotation of a GenBank genome assembly. NCBI's taxonomy places the organism in Eukaryota, Ciliophora, Oligohymenophorea, Peniculida, Parameciidae.